AUGAGCAACGGUUCGGUGACCGACCUGUUGUUUAGGGGUGCUGCCUCGACGCCUCCGUGGUCCGACCGUCUUGGCAUCGCGCUCGACGUGGCCCGGGGCCUGCACUACCUCCACGACGAGCUCAGCAGUCGCGUGAUCCACUGUGACGUCAAGCCGCAGAACAUCCUCAUAGACGCGGCUGGCACGGCCAAGAUCGCCGACUUCGGGCUCGCCAAACUGCUCCAACCUGACCAGACACACACUUUCACCGGUGUCCGCGGCACGCGUGGGUACCUGGCCCCCGAGUGGUACAGGGGCACGGGCCCUGUCACGGCGAAGAUUGACGUGUACAGCUACGGUGUGGUGCUGCUCGAGAUCAUGACGUGCAGGAGGAACAUGGAAAUGGAGGAGGCCGGCGAGGAGCAAACCCUGAUGGAGCUGGUGUAUGAGUGCCUACUGAAGGGUGAGCUGAAUAGGGCCAUGAAAAGCGAGGAGGAGGUCGAUACGGCGGCCGUGGAGCGGGUGGUGAAGGUUAGGCUCUUGUGCGUGCAAGGAGAACCUGAGUCUAGGCCGUCCAUCAAAACCGCCAUCUUAAUGCUGGAAGGACAUCUAGACGUACCAUUUCCUUCGCCUCCGGCUUCUUAG
This is a messenger RNA of Triticum turgidum subsp. durum (durum wheat), 624 nucleotides long. The record is from the annotation of a GenBank genome assembly. Lineage: Eukaryota; Viridiplantae; Streptophyta; Magnoliopsida; Poales; Poaceae.